This is a messenger RNA of Cyprinus carpio (common carp), 1177 nucleotides long. Its product is annotated as retinitis pigmentosa 9 protein homolog. The record is from RefSeq and is a predicted model, not a curated record. Lineage: Eukaryota; Metazoa; Chordata; Actinopteri; Cypriniformes; Cyprinidae. Gene Ontology annotation, biological process: RNA splicing.
AUCCACUGAUCUCGCUCUCUCACCCGGAAGUGGUCCAACGCUCAUACGUGCCUUUACAAUGAUUAAAAUCUGAACUUUUUGGACAUAAUAUGUGGUUAAAUAUUUAGAAGAAAUUAUCUCUAAUGAAUGUACAAUGUCAGGUCGCAAACGAAGCCGAGAGCACCACGAGGACAGACAUGAACGAAAGAAACACAAGGAAGCAAAACAAGACGAAGACAAAUUCCAAAACCAAACCAGAAAACUGAUUCACGAGGUGCAGAAACUCAAGCAUGUGGAGACUUUCUAUGAAAAUCCUCCUCCUGGGCUCAUAAAGGACGAGGAUGACAGACCAGAGGACUGUAUUCCUGAUAACCCUGGCAAUGAGGACGCUAGGAGCUUUUUGGCUCACGCUCCCACCAAAGGACUGUGGAUGCCUCUGGGCAAAGAGGUGAAGGUCAUGCAGUGCUGGAGAUGUAAGAAGUACGGCCACAGAACAGGAGACAGAGAAUGUCCUUUCUUCAUCAAAGGCAACCAGAAACUGGAGCAGUUCAGAGUGGCACACGAGGAUCCAAUGUACGACAUCAUCCGUGAAAACAAACGCAAUGAAAAAGAGACUAGGAUCGAGCAGUUGAGACAGCUGCUUCAAGACACCACCUCCGACUCUGACUCCACCUCGUCUUCCUCUGCCUCCUCCGAUCACACCCAGAAGAAGAAGAAGAAGAAAAAAGAGAAGAGGAAGAAAGAAAAGAAGAAACACAAGAAGAAAAAGAAGAAGCACAAGGCCAAGGCUAGCGAUGACUCAGAUACAGAUUAAAACAAGGCCAUUGGUCUGGGCGUCUCAGUGCUCUUCAUAGAAGCUCAUAAGGUCUGCAGUGGUGCAUCAGCCCUAUCAAAUAUACACAGGAGACUUCCCAUCAGUUCCCCAGGCCGUCUUCAGACCUGCUUAAUAAUGCAUGGAUGCAUUUAAUCCCCUGUCACAUUGGAAUGCUUAGGAUAUGUGCAUCUCUAUCAGAGUUCCAAUAGCUGGUCCCUAUCAGAUUGUUAAUGUGUUUGUACAGAACGCUUUCUGAAUGUAUGCUGAUUUACAUUUUGCGAAUGUGUCAUUGUGAAAAUAGUUGACGAGAGCUUAUAACACAUACCAUCUGCUGUCGUGAACAGUGACGUACAUAAGUGUCAUGUAAAUAAAUCAAUGACUAUG